Molecule: messenger RNA, 3387 nt
Organism: Xenopus laevis (African clawed frog)
Lineage: Eukaryota; Metazoa; Chordata; Amphibia; Anura; Pipidae
Gene: nedd1.L
Product: NEDD1 gamma-tubulin ring complex targeting factor L homeolog
Biological process (GO): microtubule nucleation; mitotic cell cycle
Cellular component (GO): cytoplasm; centriole; ciliary basal body
Molecular function (GO): gamma-tubulin binding
Source: RefSeq, marked provisional
CGAACCCGGGAUGGAGAGUAGGGGAGGAGGGGGAAGAGUUCGUUUGCCAGGUACCACCAUGCAGGAUAACAUCAGAUUUGUAUCAGCUGGAGAUGAUGUUAAAAUAUGGGACUACUCAUCCAUGACUACAGUGGAGCAAUUCAAUCCACACAGUGCAUCACACCCAGUAUCGUCCUUGUGUUGGAGCAGUAAUAAUCAUUUUCUGGUCACUGCUUCUGGCAGUGGUGAUAAAAUUGUUGUUUCAAGCUGUAAAUCUAAACCUGUUCCACUGUUAGAGCUUGCAGAAGGGAAAAAGCAGACCUGCGUUAAUUUAAAUUCUAGUUCGCAAUAUGUAGUCAGCGGAGGUCUGGAUAAUACUGUGAACAUCUGGGAUUUGAAAUCAAAAAGACUUCAUCGAUCCUUAAAGGAUCACAAGGAUGAAGUUACGUGUGUUACAUUUAAUGCGAAUGACUGCUAUGUUGCCUCAGGCUCUAUGAGUGGAGAAAUCAUAUUGCAUAAUGUAACUACUAAUUUAUCCAGCACACCUUUUGGUCAUGGAAGCAGCCAGCCAAUACGACAUUUGAAAUAUUCCUAUGUUAAGAAGUCCCUUCUGGGCACAGUGUCUGACAGUGGCAGUGUAACCCUUUGGGAUGCCAAUAGCCAAAAUCCAUAUCAUGUGUUUGAAAGUGCUCACAAGGCCCCAGCCUCUGGAAUCUGUUUUUCUCCAGUGAAUGACUUGCUGCUUGUGACUGUUGGACUUGAUAAAAGAAUUAUUUGCUACGAUGUAUCCAGCAAGAUUCUCUUGCAAACUGUAGUGGCAGAAUCUCCCCUAACAGCAGUAGAUUUCAUGCCAGAUGGUGCAACGUUGGCAGUUGGCUCCUCUCGUGGAAAGAUUUACCUUUAUGAUUUAAGAAUGUUAAGCUCACCGGUGAAAACAGUCAGUGCUCACAAAACAUCCGUCCAGUGUAUACAGUUUCAACACAGCAACAUUUACAAGUCGAGCAAAGGUCCCUCAAGUAAAUCAUCCAUUCUGUCCACUGCGGUUAACAAGAAGCCUUCAACAAAGACAGCUGCUGGAGGAACGCACAGUGCAAACAUAACCAAAGAUUUACCACCAUCUGCUAUAUCGUCAUUACCUCAACCAGUCAUGCCUGUAGAUAGUAAAGGACUUCGAGUGAAUGAUGAUAAAUCAGGUUUUCCAAGAAGCACCAGUCUUGAUAUAAUCCCCUCAAAAGAAACAGACUUUGCCAAAACAUCUGAUUAUAAAUCUAUAGACUCAUUUGGAAGAAGUAGUUUGGGGGAUAUAUUUUCUCCUGUGCGAGAUGAUGCUUCACAUUUCAGGGGAGCUGAAGAUUUAUCCUGCAAAGGAAAUGAUCUGGAUUACCUGCCUCAAUUUAGUACAAUACCUUCUUCAAGGAGAAAUCCUGUGGGUGCCAAUACGCAAGGAAUACAUGGCUCUCCCCUACACUUAAUUAUUGAGAGCCCUAUAAAGGAAGAAGAUGAAUCACAAGAUUCCGAAUUAAAAACAAGGAAACCACAACUCCUGAAACAAGAUUUUAGAGAAAGUUCCUCAAAGCCAGCAAGUGUUGACCAAAAUAACCUCAAUAAUUCACCUAUUAAUUCUGUGACUCGGACACCGGAAGCAAUUGAAAAAACAGGACACCAAAUUCUCUCCCAGUUAAAAUCAGAUGUUCCUGCACAUGGCACAAAGAUAGCAAGUCCCAAGGUAGCUGCAACUAUGAGUACACAACUUGCCAGUUCUUUGUCUGAAAAGAUCGCGGAUACCCUUGCAAGUGACAGAACUGGAGCACCAUUAACUGCUAUACAGAUUAAUUUCAUCAAAAAUAUGAUUGAGGAAACACUGGACGACUUCAGAGAAGCAUGUCAUAGAGAUAUAGUGAAUUUGCAAGUAGAGAUGAUCAAACAGUUUCACAUACAGUCGAGUGAAAUACAGAUGUUGUUGGAAAGAUACUCCUUGAAUGAAAGCUUAGUUUCAGAAAUAGAAAAGCUGCGGGAAGAGAAUAAAAGAUUGCGGGCCAAUUUUUAGAAGCAAAUGCACUUGGAGAAAAGAAUGUUUCUGAAUACUCCCCUGUGCUCAAGGAGCAAUUUUUCAUCCUUGGACGUGUAUCACUAAAGUAUUGGUCUUAAUAUUCUGCAUGUGAAGCAACCGUGUGAAUGAAACUUUCUUAGGCUUCCGAUAUAAUAAGUAUCAUCACAUUCUAAAGUCAUCCACUGAGAUCAUGAAGGUUUUCAUCAGGGUUUACAUACUGAAUUAAGAAAAAGAUUGCUAUUUAUUGUUGCUCAGACAUAUUUCAUGCAUUAACAAUAUAACUCCUUUUCAGGUAUGUACUGAAACCAUGAUCGUUGUUUCUGGCGUAACACUGAAUCAUACACAAUAAAUGUUGCCCAAAUAACAAAACCGUAUCUAAAUCUUAACUUGCAUUUUAAAACUUUGAGUGCCGAUCACAAAGUUUCCACUUCAGUGAACAAAAAAGUUGUUUUGUGCAGCGAAGAUAAAUGAAAACAAUGCUUUUGGUCGAGUUCAUAAGAACUAGGCCGUUUGUUAUAGGUUCUGUAGACGGGCUCUGUCCGUUUACUGUUGACACUUGCAAAUUUUUGCGAGUGAAAUGAUUUGUAAAGCAGAAUGCUUAUUUAAAAAGUAUGGUUUGGUUCUUCCCAAGAAAAUGCAGUUAACUUGCAAAACAUUAUUAUAUAGAAGCCUUUCCAAGUGCCUGGUUUUAUUGCAAUUGCAAACAUCUGCGCCUAUACAACUUUUAUAAACAGGGCCAUUGCUAAAGUUUUGGUGGAGAAUGAUUGUGAAAAACAUUUCUAAAAUCUAUAAGGUAACAAAAGAAAUAAGGACAUGAACAUCCUUUUAUCUUUUACUACAACAUUUUUCAAAAAAGUGUAAUUUUAAAAUCUAUUUUGUAUUUAUUAAGAUUAGACAAAGAGUUAUUUUUCAUCACUGUCAGGGUUUACAUACAUUUGUCUGUUAGUUUUCUUGGAUAAUGCCCUGUGUCUGUAUGUAACUAUAUGUACAAUGUAAUGUAUAUCCUUUGCUGGAUGUAGGCUUUGAUUCCAGCUAACUAAAAUUUGUCUUUAAAGUAAAUGUCUUUUCCUUGUUUCACUGGGUGUUUUUAAUUAACUUAAAAUGUUUUUGUUCCUAUCCGAUAUGGCAAAUCUUUUUACUGAAAUGGUGAAAAAUAAUCCUCCGCAGCACUACAUCAAUACUUGGUAAUAAGAGAUGAAGAAAUGGUACUCUGGCUAAGUCUGAUUGAUGUCUGGUCAAGCAUGAUAAGAAAAAUUAAAAAGGUGUACCAAGAGAAUCACAGUGCCUUUAUACGGACGACAUGAAAUCAUUGAAUUAUUUAAUGACCUUGAAUUUUAAUAAAAUGCUUUUAUAUUCAA